Messenger RNA from Lipotes vexillifer (Yangtze River dolphin), 294 nucleotides. RefSeq names its product S100 calcium binding protein A2 (gene S100A2). The record is from RefSeq and is a predicted model, not a curated record. NCBI's taxonomy places the organism in Eukaryota, Metazoa, Chordata, Mammalia, Artiodactyla, Lipotidae. Gene Ontology annotation, biological process: endothelial cell migration. Gene Ontology annotation, molecular function: transition metal ion binding; calcium ion binding; calcium-dependent protein binding. The transcript is spliced from 2 exons.
AUGCCCAGUCCUCUGGAGUAGGCGCUGGCUGUGAUGGUCACCACCUUCCACAAGUACUCUGGCCAAGGGGGUGACAAGUUCAAGCUGAGUAAGGGGGAGAUGAAGAAACUUCUGCACAAGGAGCUGCCCAGCUUUGUGGGGAAGAAGGUGGAUGAGGAGGACCUGAAGAGGAUGAUGGGUGAUCUGGAUAAGAACAGAGACCAGGAGGUGGACUUCCAGGAGUACGCUCUCUCCCUCGCCCUCGACACUAUCAUGUGCAACGACUUCUUCCAGGGCUCCCCAGCACAGUCCUGA